Lactuca virosa is the source of this 1029-nucleotide messenger RNA. NCBI's taxonomy places the organism in Eukaryota, Viridiplantae, Streptophyta, Magnoliopsida, Asterales, Asteraceae. The record is from the annotation of a GenBank genome assembly.
AUGACAUCUAAUGCUUCGACUACACCAUCCGUUGGAUCCACCGCCACCGGUGCACAUAAACGUAAUUCGGAUGAUGUUGGUUGGGAUUAUGGUUUUAUCCCGGAUAAAAGCAACAUGGAUAGAUUGAAAUGGAAGUUAGAAAAGAAAGUUAAACAAGUGCAUAAUGAAGGCUUAAGGGUGGAGGCGAGACAAGAAUUUCAUGAAGUAGAAAGUUCUUUAGGGUCGAAGGAACCAAAUGUUAUAGGCCCCAUGGAUAACUUUGCAAACAUAAUAAACCCCGAAGGAGCUUUGAAGGCGGGAAAGGGAAAAAAUGUUGAUCUUAACAAUAUUGUCCCGAAAGAAAGAAUAUUAACGGUCCAUAAAUUCAUUAGUAGGUGGGGAUAUGAGAGUGCGAUUCCUUUUCAUGCCUUUGAAAGGGAUAGCUUCAAAAUGAUGUUGGAGGUUAUUGGCCAAUUUGGAACUGGGCUUCCUUGUCCUACUAGAUAUGCUUUAAGUGAGGUUGAAAGAACAAAAAAAUUGUUGAAAAAAAACGAAAAUGAAUGGAAAGAGGAUGGAUGCUCGAUUAUGACGGAUGCUUGGUCCGAUCGAAAGAGGAGAAGCAUAAUGAAUUUAUGUGUUAAUUCGAAGAUGGGUACCAUUUUUUUAUCUUCAAAAGAAUGUUCCAGUGAAGCACAUACAAGCCAACACAUAUAUGGGUAUGUGGAAUCUUUUAUACAACAAGUUGGUCCCGAGAAUGUUGUUCAAGUUGUGACCGAUAAUGCCACAAAUAAUAUGGGGGCGGCGAAGUUGCUAAAACAGAAAAGAACAUCUAUUUUUUGGACAUCAUGUGCGACACAUACCAUUAACCUUAUGCUUGAAGGCAUCGGAGCACUCCCAAGGUUUAAGAAAAUCCUAGAUCAAGCAAAGAAACUAACCAUAUUCAUUUAUGCUCACCACAAAACCUUGGCGAUGAUGAGAAGUUACACCAACAAAAAGGAAAUUAUCCGACCGAGAGUCACAAGAUUUGCUUCCGCCUUUCUAACAUUAUAA